AUGAGAUUCCAACAUCUUAAGGGAGCCUUAGCGGAGGUCUGGAAAUGGAAGAAUGGUGAUGCUGACGCUUUUGACUGGAGCCUUGCAAUAAAGCUUGUCACUGGAUUGGAGGGCACAAUGGGGGAAGAACGCCCAGACCCGCUGAGAAGUGCCCUCAAGGACACCGGGUUCUGUGACGUGCAUAGGGAGAACCCCCUACACCCGGGUGUGUUCCGUCCGUUCGAUACCGUCAUCUCUGCGUUCUGUCUGGAGGGAGCGUGUUUCAACCAAGGAAGGUCCACCUACGUAAUCGCCAUGAGGAACAUGUGCACACUCCUGAAGCCAGGUGGCUAUCUUAUCUUCAUGACUUACAUCGGGGUGACCUAUUAUGUCGGCAUGGACGGCAAGGAGGACCCGGAUAAUCUCCGCCUCGACACAGACUUCGUCUUGAAGAGUCUAUCUAAAGCGGGCAUCACGGUUCUAGAGACAUCUGAAUUCAAAACCCCUGAUAGGAAGACAUGCAAAUAUAGCGAUGUAAAGAGUAUCCUGUAUGUUGUGGGCAGGAAAGCUUAA
Branchiostoma floridae (Florida lancelet) is the source of this 552-nucleotide messenger RNA. RefSeq names its product indolethylamine N-methyltransferase-like. Gene Ontology annotation, cellular component: cytosol. The record is from RefSeq and is a predicted model, not a curated record. The transcript is spliced from 3 exons. Gene Ontology annotation, molecular function: N-methyltransferase activity. The coding region runs from base 1 to 552 and encodes 183 amino acids. NCBI's taxonomy places the organism in Eukaryota, Metazoa, Chordata, Leptocardii, Amphioxiformes, Branchiostomatidae.